UGGAGUGGAUACGGAGCGGCGCUCGGGAGUCACGUUGGAUAUGCGCAGUCUUGUCCUGCGACCCACGAGUCGCGCUGUUCGUCUCGUCAGCUGUGUUAUGUCUGCUUGCCGUUUGUUUACAUCGUAAUCAGCUGUUUUUUGUUGCACCUGAGCAAUGCCUUUCAUCUCGAAGGAUUGGCGAUCUCCGGGCGAGCUAUGGGUGAAGACGGACGAAGGAUGGGAGAGAAAGAAGGUCCUGGAGCACGGCAAACUGCUGAAGCAGCAGGAAUCGGAGAAAAAUGAAAGUGCGGCCGUGCAACCGUAUUGCCACAUAACAAUAAAAUGCACACGAGAGAUCGCAGGAUUUAAUGAAUUGGAUGAGGUCGUUAAGAAGCUGGACUUCAGAAGCGCCGUGCGCGAUGUUCGAAGAUUCAACUACAUCUGUGCUUUGCUCGAUCUUUUGGUCGGGCAGCAGAUGACCGCCCUUUCCGGAUGUACCCAGAAGGUCCUUCUGGCGAUGCUCGAAGAAGUCGCUAACUAUGCCACUGCCAACCAACACAACCCCAGAGCGCUGCGACGACUGCUCACAAAAUUACGAGCGCUGAGCAAUGCCGAACAGUCCGCCUGCUGGGGAGGACCUCUUGGCUCGAAGAUGCUUUGGAACCAACACUCGCUGACAAUAAAACGCAUCCAAAACAACGCGAGCAACUUUAAAAUCAUCGAACCUUUACCGGGUUCACGGCCACAGUUCCUACAGCUGCCCGAGGAAUGCAUCAGAGAGGUAGUACUCAGACUUUCGGACCAUAAGGAUUUGAUCUCCGCUUCGGAGGUAUGCGAUGAAUUGACUGCCAUCGUUAACGAGAAGCGCGUUUGGAGGGAAUUGACGAGGUUCCAUUUCACGCCUCAUCAGAUCGACACCAUCAAAGCCAAAUUAAACAAGAGCGAGUGGAAGGACGUAUAUCACGCAUUGAAAAGGAAUUACGGCGUGAGCGAGGAGAGGCAGUACGCCGAGAUGCUCUCGCUUUGUCGCUACUGCUGCUGUUUGUUUUGGAAGUCCUCGGGACACCCUUGCAUCGCCGACCAAAGCCCAGAAUUUAGGGCCAGAAUCGAGGAAGCCGGACGCGUGUCUCCUCCCAGUCCGGUCCCACCAUCCGCUUUCCUCAAAUUCUUCUCAUUGUAAACGACAUGAACGAUGGAGAGACUUAAUAUUCAAACCACUUCUAACAUGCGCUUCGAAGACAUUUUGCGUCCUCUCGUAACAUUUCUUCAGAGAAGACUAUUUUUUUAAUACUAUUAACAUAGCUUUAAAUCGAAAGAAUAUUUUUUGUAGUCAUUACUAGCUGGUGUUUAACGUGUUCUCGGUACAAGAAACCUUGUACAUAGCUGCUGAAAAAAAACAUCAUUGUAACAAUAAUUUGAUUACAAAAUUAUUUUACUUAAUGAACUGCAGCUAAAAUUAU
Messenger RNA from Nicrophorus vespilloides, 1439 nucleotides. Its product is annotated as F-box only protein 25. The record is from RefSeq and is a predicted model, not a curated record. The coding region runs from base 155 to 1159 and encodes 334 amino acids. Gene Ontology annotation, biological process: protein ubiquitination. Lineage: Eukaryota; Metazoa; Arthropoda; Insecta; Coleoptera; Silphidae. Gene Ontology annotation, cellular component: nucleus; SCF ubiquitin ligase complex; cytoplasm. Gene Ontology annotation, molecular function: protein binding. The transcript has 4 exons.